AUGGACCAUCCACAUGCUGCUAGCCUGGAGUUCGAGAGGGUCGAGGACGACUCGGGAGACGAGAGCUCCCAGACAACCAUUUUGGUGCCUGGCGCAGGAACUGCGCAUGCGUGGAUCCCCUCAGUGAAUGGGUCAUUGAGGGCCCGAGUGCAUCCGGGAGUUGCGAGGCGGCCGGCUGACCGCCAAGACAACUGGAGCUUGAGGGACGAAGAAUCGAGCCAGGCGAGCUGGGAGGAUGGCGACGGCUGGUCCUGGGCUUGGAGCAGCUGGGCGUCCUCGACGUGGAGGCCCGAUCCGUGGGGCCAGUACUUGGACUCCAACCGGCCAGGCUGGAGAGGGGGUCGUGCCAAUUGGGAUGAAGAGCCCGCUUCGUCGAGCUCUCCUGAGGGUUCGGCAGUGCCACUGCCUCGGCUGCUGUCGAGGUACGAGAAUGCCACUGAGCCGAAGCCGAACGGCCCUCCUCGCGAAGUUUGGACCGAACCUGGGGCGGCGGCAGCGGGGCGGCCAGUUCCUCGCUCGCUUCAGGAUGAAAUUGCAGUUGCUCGACGCCCUCCGGACGAUGGACGUGAUCCUAGAGCUCCUGGUGCUCUUGUCGGUGAGUGUCAGGGGCAAGUCACGGAAGAGCACGCCGCAGACUCCGCAACGGAGGGCAAGGGCAAGAGUCAGGGUGCCUCGAAGUCCGGGGAGUACUUAAGGUUGCACAGUUCAUUUCCCCCCGAGUUCCGAGCCCGACCUGGUGAAUCUUGGAAGGACUAUUGGCGUGGCGUUGAGUUCUGGCUUGCUUCAGAAGGGUCGAACCUUCCUCCUGCGGUUCGAGGCUCGCGGUUGAUGCAAUCGAUGAAGGAGCGGGCGGCGAAGAUUGUGGCGCACCUCAGUGUCUCAGAUGUGGCAUGCGAGAAUGGGGUGGCCCUCAUCCGGAACGAGAUGGAGAAAUCGCCGAUAAUCCGGCUCCUGGAGCACAAGGAGGUGGACCGGAAGAGGCAGAAGUUCAUGCGCCUGAAUCGAUACCCUGGGGAGUCGCUGGAGAGCUUCAUCAACAGGGCCUCGAUCUACAGGCACGAGAACGACUCCUGCCAGAACUACAGGGUUGGGUCCCAGUUCUACCUCGGCCACCUCUUGGAUGCGGCUCGAUUGACACGGAAGGACCAGGCCUUGGUGAAGACGGCGGCGGGAGGCCUCAAGGACGAGCACCAGGUGGUCAAUGCGAUGCUGGAGUUGGCAGACCAGCUGGAGGGCCAGGCGGGGUACCCCAUCGGGAAGGGUGAGCCAGACCUUCCGGAUGAGGACCAGUUCCUCGUUCAGAAGAAAGGAGACUUCGUAUCUCGGCGAGAGGACGGCCAUGCAGAUCGUCGACGGGAAGGAGAUCGGGAUCGUAGACGGCACAUUGGGGGACGAGGAAAGGACGGCCGCUUCAAGCGCUACCAGAAGUGGAAGCAGGUUUUCCACGCGAUCCUGGAAGACGAUAGUGAUGAACGAGACGGAUCGUGGUCGGACAAGGCAUCCUCCCGGGGCGACCCCAGUGCCUCGGAGACUUCUGGAGAAGAAGCGACGUCAUCGUCUCCGACCCCUCCGGAGAUCCCCGACGACCAGUUGCCAGCGGAGGUGUACGCCCAGGAGUACAAGGCCAAGAAACGAGUCAAUGAGCUGAAGCAGAUGCGGCAGUUCUUUCAGAAGGGCUCGAACCCGGAGAAGACGAAGGCUUGGGUGAAGGAGCAGCAGAAGAAGGAGCCAUGUUUUCUUUGCGGAAAGCUAGGACAUUGGAGCCAAGAGUGUCCGAUGCGGAAGCAAGGGACGAAGCCCCACCACUCCGUUCAUGUCACAUCGGCUGGCACAAGUUCAGACCCGGCGCAGUGGGAUCUCCUCCAGUCCAUCGCGGGAUAUACGGCCGAAGCUGAGGGACAUGGUUCGGGGCUGCAUGGGUGUUUGGUUGCUUCCGCUACGUACCAGAGCUCCCUCAUAGACUAUGAAGCCUUUUGGUCUCUUCGUGAACUUCAUAGUAGCUUGAUCCUGGACAUUGGCUGUAUGAAGUCGGUUGCGGGUACUAAAUGGGUCAACCAACACAUUCAGCGUCUCAAGAGCUUGGGUCGAUGGAUGAAGGCGGUUCCAGAGAGAGAGAGCUUUCGCUUUGGAGAUGGACAUGAGGUGUGGAGUGAGUUUUCCUUCAUCUUUGAGGCCACUUUGCUUGGGGUGCGGGUGGUGCUUCGCUUGAGUGUGGUUCCUGGGGACUGUCCUCCUUUGCUUUCUAAGCCGGCAUGUACACAGUUGGGCAUUGUCAUAGACACGGAGAACCACACAGUUUCGUCGCGAAAGCUCCGGGUGCGUAGGUAUGGGAUGAGUCAAACCUUUGGCCGUCACUAUGCCCUGCCCAUUGCUGAGUUCGAAGACCACAUGUCCCCCAUCGAGGACCCCGCUUGA
This is a messenger RNA of Symbiodinium natans, 2415 nucleotides long. The record is from the annotation of a GenBank genome assembly. NCBI's taxonomy places the organism in Eukaryota, Dinophyceae, Suessiales, Symbiodiniaceae.